Molecule: messenger RNA, 3180 nt
Organism: Phyllotreta striolata
Lineage: Eukaryota; Metazoa; Arthropoda; Insecta; Coleoptera; Chrysomelidae
Source: the annotation of a GenBank genome assembly
AAAGCUUAGAGAACAUGUUAGUAAAGUAGUAAUAUUAAUUGAAUUUAUUUUUGAUUAUCAACAUAUCCCGGACGACGAUGUGGGGAAAUCGAAUUAUAAAACAAUCCUGGUGAUCGGAGUUCAAAACCGGUAUGUUACCCUGAUAGUCGUCCAAAAAUAUGAGCUGCUAGAAAAAUUCGGAUUAGAAAAUGGCCCUAGUGAUGCUACCCAGUGAUCUUCCGUGGUGGGAUUCUGUGAAGAGGCUACUGAAAAAAAUAGCCGAUACAAAGAAUUCCGCCGAUCUUAUAGAAAAAAUGCAAAAGAUAUAUGAAAUGUGCAAUGUUAGUUUGGAACCCGACGAAGAGAUCCCGGAUCCCCAACAAUUCGAGGGAUUCAUGAAUUUUUUAGACAAUGAUCUAACAAACGAGGAAAGAAGCGUAUUUUUCUCCAAGACCUUACCCAACAUAGUUACGAGAGCGCUGAAAAUAAAAGACUGCAGGCCUAAAAGUGGCCUACGUUUCAGUUUACAGCAGCAAGCCGAUUCCACAGAACUAGAAUAUUCCUUUGUAUCUUCGCUCAUUGCUAACGCUUUCUUCUCAACCUUUCCGAAACGAACCGACAGGACUCACCCGACCCUCCAGAAUUUCAAUUUCGCCGAAUUUUUCAAAAGUCUGAACAACAACACUCAAAAAUCAAAAUUGAAAAGUAUAUUGUACUAUUUCGAAUGGAUAGCCAACAACGAGAAUUACAGCGGCUCCAUGAAGAUUUUAAGACAGGUAAUGAGUAGUAAAGAAUGGUUAACUAUAGAAGACUGGUUAGAAUGUAACUUACCAUUAUGCUCAUUGAAAAUUCGCCACGAUGGAAAAUUGGACAGGCCCGAGGAGGAUUGUUUGCAAAUUUGCUUUUCAAGUGCCAAAAUUGGAGGAAGCGUCUUGAGUAAUGGAUAUACGCAAGAAUGCAUCAAUUUAGUAACAGCUCCGGAAUUGUUGAUGGUCCUUCUAAACGUCGAAGCGCUCGAAGAUAACGAAGUUUUAACUGUGGAAGGUGUAAGGCACAUUUCCAGAAUGGUAGAUCCGAAACAUAGGGCAUUCUUGGAGAAGCUCGAACAACCCAAAAAGUUAACAGUGUGUUGCAUUGACGCCGACGAUUACACCAAACUACCAAUAGGCCAAUACGAAGAAGACAACAUACUAAGGGAAUUGAACAAGUGCCUGCUGGGCUUCCAACAGAAGCAGCUGGUUAAACCCGAGAAAGAGAACGUCCCGCUUCGCAGGCGGCUGUCCCCCAUCGGCGAAUCCAUCGGAUCGAACCAAUCGGACUGCCUCAACGUGCCCCUGAUCACGCAGCAGUCCUGCAGCACGACGCACAGCGGCUCCGUAUCGCCGAUCAGGGACAACAACAACAUGCUGAGCGACAGGCUGUGCGUGCAGCUGGAGCAGGAGAAGAACCUGCAGAAAAGGGGGAAGCCGAACGAUUGCGUGGUGAACGGGCGAAGAGGGAGGUUCAUCGUGUUGGGCUCGUCCGGGGAGUGUUUGCCGAUAAACAGGCAUCCCCUGGACGAGGAGAAGAGCAACUACGAUAGUUGCGAAUCGUCCGAAGGGGAAUUCCACAGUGCCAAAACUAGUUUAGAUGACGCUAGCGAAGAUGAGAACUUUCACAAACGUUACAAUGUAGACUUAGAAACUCCCGAUAAACGAAACAUUUUUGCUCAAAGGUUGAAGGAUGCUCUGAAGAAGGAAUUCGCCUCCAGCACAGCUACUAACAGCAGCAGUAGCAGUAACAGCGAAGAAUCCGGUUACGCAGUAGGUAUUUCAGUCGCGGGGUCCAAUUUAGAAGACAAAGAUAUAAAGGUUAAACGGGGCGGUUCGACUGGUUUCGCCUUAAACGAAGAUUCUUUCGAUGAUAAUUUUUUGGAAAAUUCUCUGAACCAAGAGCGCGAGUGGAUAGAUAAAUUCAGGAAUAAACAAUCGUCGGCGUUAAAUAGAAAAGAGUCGAAUAGAUCAUCGGAAUAUAGUUUUAGCACUGAAUACAGUUCGGAAUUAGAAGAAGUUUAUGAGCAGUUUUCAAAAUGGCUAGAAAAUCCUCUAUUAGAAACGGAUGCAGGAAUGAAAAGGGAAUUGGAUGCUAGGGAAUUAGCUGUAGUUCGAUUCGCAGGAUCGAUUUUAAAAAGGACCUUAAGCGAAUCCUUCGUGGGGAUACCCGUACCUAUGACCGAAAAUUGUGAUACGCACUCAGGAACCAAUGAAUUCUCUACAAAGAAAAAUAAAUUAGUACUUAACGCCAAGUCAUUGAGCUUGGAAUUGGCGAGACAGAAACACCGGCUGGCCGCUCAACUGACUGAGGAAUUAGAGCCUGAUAGAUCUAUUUCAUUAACAAGUUGUGAGAGUGAGGAAGCUUUAGCAACGAGUAGUUUAACAAAAACGAAAGCUUGGUUUGUCACUAGCGUUACUGAAGCAAUUGUACAGACUUUAGAGGAGAUCUCAGUUAGUCUCCCUUUACCACAAAAUACACAGAUAGAGCUAUCCCAAUUAUCCGAGAGUCCGAAUAACGGACUGAAGCCGGUUUCUACGGGGAAUUGGGGCUGCGGCUCCUCGCACAAGGGCGACGUGCAGCUCAAGGUGGUGAUACAAUGGAUGGCGGCGAGCGUGGCCGGCGUGCCGGCCUUGAUUUACUGCACGUACGGCCACCAGCAGCUGGCGAAGCUGGACACAGUAUGCAGAAUACUCAUAGACAGGAAGUGGUCGGUGAAGGAUUUAGCGGAGGCCACCCUGAGAUACUCCAGUAGGGUUAUACAAGGGAAGGAGCUGAGCGGAACUCUGUUCGAGGAACUCAUAGGAAUGGAUAGGAUAGUGCAGUGAUUAGGGGAGUUAUUUUAUAAGUUUUUUUAUACCGGCGUUUUUGUUGAUAACUUCUGAAUUUGGGAAUUAGAUGAAAUAUUUUGCGUUAUUACGUUUUAUUUUGAAUUUGUUAGUGUUUAAGCAAACGAGUUACUUACAUUCCCAAUUUUUAUUAUAAUGCGAUCCGAAAAUUCAAUAAAAUUGAGUAUUUUAACAACAGUUCGUUCAGAUGUUAUCAAUUUAAAACUAUUGUUCAAUGCUUAAAAGUGUUUGGACAUUUUAUAUUUUGUACAAUUUUAAUAUUUAGAGAGGGAGAUAUUUGUUUUAAAACAUAUGCCAAAUUAUUAUUAGUUAUUUGUUUUUG